AUGGCUCAGAAUGAUUACAUGGAUUUACACAGGAAGAGGCAUGGACAGCGCCUCGAUCACCAGGAGCGUAUGCGCAAGAAGAAGGCGCGUGAAGCUCACAAUCACUCCAAAAGAGCUCAGAAGUCUCUAGGUCUCAAGGGUAAGAUGAUUUCGAAGAAAAACUAUUCAGAGAAAGCUCUCAUGAAGAAAACAUUGAAAAUGCACGAGGAGUCAUCAUCAAGGCGUAGGACUGAUGAGGAUGUUCAGGAGGGAGCUGUUCCUGCUUAUCUUCUUGAUCGUGAGAAUACCUCUCGGGCCAAGGUUCUUAGCAACACCAUCAAACAAAAGAGGAAAGAGAAAGCUGGGAAAUGGGAGGUUCCUCUGCCAAAGGUCCGUCCUGUUGCUGAAGAUGAAAUGUUCAGAGUGAUCCGGUCUGGAAAGAGGAAAAUAAAACAGUGGAAGCGGAUGGUUACGAAAGCUACAUUUGUUGGACCUGGUUUCACAAGGAAGCCACCAAAGUACGAGCGGUUCAUCCGCCCAUCAGGACUUCGUUUCACCAAGGCUCAUGUGACUCACCCUGAACUUAAAUGUACUUUCUGUCUUGAGAUCAUUGGAAUUAAGAAGAAUCCAAACGGUCCAAUGUAUACAUCACUUGGUGUCAUGACCAGAGGAACAAUCAUUGAGGUCAAUGUGAGUGAGCUUGGUCUUGUUACACCAGCUGGAAAAGUUGUCUGGGGGAAAUACGCUCAAGUGACGAACAAUCCAGAGAAUGACGGAUGUAUAAAUGCAGUUUUACUUGUGUAA
This is a messenger RNA of Arabis nemorensis, 783 nucleotides long. Lineage: Eukaryota; Viridiplantae; Streptophyta; Magnoliopsida; Brassicales; Brassicaceae. The record is from the annotation of a GenBank genome assembly.